Drosophila ficusphila is the source of this 1321-nucleotide messenger RNA. It is a transcript of the gene mRpS29, whose product is annotated as 28S ribosomal protein S29, mitochondrial. Gene Ontology annotation, molecular function: structural constituent of ribosome. Gene Ontology annotation, cellular component: mitochondrial ribosome; mitochondrial small ribosomal subunit. Gene Ontology annotation, biological process: apoptotic process. The transcript has a single exon. The coding region runs from base 87 to 1265 and encodes 392 amino acids. Lineage: Eukaryota; Metazoa; Arthropoda; Insecta; Diptera; Drosophilidae. The record is from RefSeq and is a predicted model, not a curated record.
CCCUCGUUCGUUAUCGAUUAGGUACGCCGAUAGUCACCAUAUGUGCUUAGCUCGGCGGCUUCCAGGUCUUAUUUAACGUUUUCUCAAUGAAAAUGAUCCGAAAUCGCUUGGGAAACUUGUCGCGCGUCUCCUCCCAGAUCCAGCGCCACGUCCACCAUAUGUCCACCAAUGCGGCAACGGCUCCGACGGAACUAGGAGCCAUCAGUGAGUUCCGGACGGCGGUCACCAAUCCCGGAGAGCAUUCGGCGGUGCAGCUGGCCAAGUUUUACACCAUUCCCGCGGAACAAAAGAAGCAGAUAUUUUCCGGGGGCGGCCUACCAAAGCAGUACGAACAGCAGAUCAAAACCUUUACGGAGGCUUGUCUGAUGGUCCGAAAUCCUGCGCUGGAACUGCUGCAGUACAUCAAAGACUCCGAUUUGACCAAGCCUGUGGUGCGAUAUGUGCUUUACGGAGAAAACGGCACAGGAAAAACGUUGACCAUGGCCCAUGUCCUGCAUUAUGGAGUGCUGAACGACUUCCUGCUCGUCCAUGUGCCCUGGGCGCCCAACUGGAUGAAGCGACCCAAGGAGUCGUCCAACGCAGCCGGCCAAGAGGGCAUGAUCGAUCUGCCCUUCGACGCAGCCGCCUGGUUGGUGCACUUUAAAAACCAAAACGCCCAGCUCCUCCAGCGGCUGCAGCUGAAGACCAGCAAAGAGUACGUGUGGAGCAAGCGCGAGAGCACGCCGGCGGGCUCCUCGCUUAUCGAACUGGUGGAGCACGGGAUAGCUCGAAUAAAGUACGCCUCGGAGACCACGGCGGCACUCAUCGCGGAACUCAAGCAGCUAUCUACCGCUGGUCAGUGCAAAGUAAUGGUGGCCAUCGACGGGUUCAACGCCUUCUUUCACCCGAUCACACGCAUUUUCUCCGACAACAAGCAACUCGUCACUCCGGAUCGGAUCACACUCACCCAGCCCUUCCUCGACAUCACCAGCUACGACUGGACAAACGGCGUGUGCAUUCUCUCCGUGGACAAGAUCGCCAUGACCGAAGGCUACAUGGACUCCUAUUUGCCGCGCUACCUGCUCGGCAAGGAGGGAUUUGAGCACCUGGACCCCUUCGUCCCCAUCCACGUGGAGAACUACACGGACAAGGAGUUCCACAGCUACAUCAACUACUAUCUCGACCGUCACUGGAUCAACAAGACACCGCAGGGAUUCGAGGAGCAGCUGAAAUUCAUGAGCAACAAGAAUCCCUACUCGCUGAUGCAGCUGGUGAGGGCCUUGUAGAUGGGAAUAUCCUGUAUUUGUUAGCCAAUAAAACUAAUGAUUUGUUAAACACUGAA